UUGAAGCUUUCGUGCAGGCAAUUAUCCAAAUUUAGUAAGAAAAAGAUUUUUUGUUUUGAUUUUCAAGUAAAUAUUGUUGACAAGUUGACUUCCGAUUGGUUUAUUCUUCAGGUUUUUUUUUAUUGUGUGCAUUGAGAAUUGCCUGGUAAUAUCAUCAUGAGUUAUCGAGAUGAUAUCGGAGCAUCUCAACGUAAAAGAUCGAAAACAGACAAGCGCGUUAAGGAUUCGAGAGAAAGAGAUCGUGAUAAAUAUGAAUUUACAUAUCUUGACCAUAAGCAUACACUUGAAAAAAUAAUCCAUGGAUACCACCCUUAUGAUAGACUUAUUGAAGAUCUACCCGAUUUCUGGAAAUUCGUGAAAAAAUAUGAGAUAAUGACAAAGAAGGCAGGCAAAACUUUCCCAAAAGAACCUACAAAAGAUUCUGGCAUUGGAGAAAUCAAACGCAAUUGCAUGUUCAUCAAAAUAGAUCCCGAACUACGUCGCAGUCAUGAAAAUCUAGUCUACUUCGACAAACGUUCCGACCUAACAAAAUACCGUAUCGAAAUGUUUUACGAUAUCAUAGCCGUUUACUUGGAUUUCAAACAGAAAGAAAAAUUCAAUAAAUUGGAAAAGCUUCGUCAAUGCCAAAAAUCGCUUCCUGUUUACAAAUUCAAGAAUGAGAUUUUAGAAUUGGUGGAGCAGAAUCAAAUCACGAUAAUAGCUGGUGACACAGGAUGUGGGAAGUCGACACAGAUUCCGCAGUAUUUGUACUAUCGUGGUUUCAAAAAUAUUGUUUGCACUCAACCGCGUAGAUUGGCAUGUAUUGCUCUGUCGAAGCGAGUUGCCCAUGAAAUGUUAAGCGAGUAUGAUACCAAGGUUGGAUACCAAAUACGUUUCGAAAAACACAAAAAUAAGGACACAGAUAUUUGUUUCAUAACAGAAGGAUUACUCUUGAGACAGCUUACCGCAAAUGAACAACUAGAUCAAUAUAACGUCAUAAUCUUGGACGAAAUCCAUGAAAGAAAUCUACAUGGCGACUUUUUGCUUGGUGUAGCUAAAUGUUUGCUCAGAGCGAGAAGUGAUUUGAAAUUGAUUCUCAUGUCUGCAACAAUUAAUGUUGGUUUAUUCACGAAAUUUUUCGAAGAAGAAAAAACAGCUUUGAUUGAAGUACCGGGCCGGCUAUACCCCAUCAAAACAUACUAUAUGCCAAUUAUUCGAACUGAUUUCCAAUCUAAAUCGCGAGCCAAAGAUGAACGUCUGAAUCCUGAACCUUACAUACAAAUAAUGAAUUUAGUAGACCAGAAAUAUCCCAUAAACGAAAAAGGAGAUAUGCUGAUCUUCGUUAGUGGAGUCAAUGAGAUUGAGACGGUAAUGGAUGCAGCCAAAGAAUACGCAGAAAAACAAAACCAUUGGAUUAUAUUGCCGUUACACAGCGGUUUGUCAUUAGCUGAUCAGGAUAAGGUUUUCGACUAUGCUCCAGACGGAAUGCGAAAGUGUAUCGUUUCUACGAAUAUUGCUGAAACUUCUGUGACUGUAGAUGGCGUUCGUUUUGUUGUAGACUCAGGAAAGAUGAAGGAAAUGAUAUACGACUCAUCAUGUAAGUUGCAACGACUGAAAGAGUUUUGGGUAUCGAAAUCAUCAGCAGAACAGCGCAAAGGUCGUGCAGGUCGUACUGGGCCCGGGAUCUGUUAUCGUAUUUACUCACAAAAAGAUUUCGAUGAGUUCAAUUCCUAUUCGACUCCAGAAAUUUGCAGAGUUCCCUUAGAUUCAAUGCUUCUCCAAAUGGUGGCGAUGGGAUUACCGAAUGUUAGACUUUUCCCGUUUAUAGAAGCGCCUUCAAAAGAAAAUCUGGAACAAGCUAUUUUAUCUUUGAAGCAGCAUGGAGCUAUUGGGCCAGAUGAAAAAAUAACAACUCUUGGAAAAUCAUUGUCUAUGCUUCCUGUGGAUAUUUCGAUAGGGAAAAUGUUAUUAAUGGGGUGUGUGUUCGAGGAACUACAACGUGUGUUAACACUUGCCGCAGCUUUGAGCAUCCAGUCACCAUUCACAAACCGGGCUUUCAGAGAUCAAAAGUGUGAACUAGCCAGGCGAGCGCUACAGUCUGACCAAGGCGAUCCAUUAACUCUACUAAACACCUUUAAAGAAUGGUUAGAGCAAAAAUGGCGAAGAAAUGAGAACACUAGGAAGUGGUGUCACCAAAUAGGCAUUGAGGAACAAAGGUUCUAUGAACUCUCGAAACUACGAAAUCAGUUUGAAAAUAUCUUGAAAAGUUGCAAUAUUCUACCGCAAACCGAUGAUGAGAAUUUAUCGAGUGCUGAAAGAGCUGUGCGUAAUGGGGAAGUGCGGACGUUGCGAGCAUUAAAACGUGAACAUAAAAUGAGUGCACCAAAUAAACGAAAAGUAAUUAGACAGAAGGAUUUAGACCGCGAAGAAGAUUUUGAUGAGCCAGGAAGGGAUAUACGAGAUGUCGAGUUUAGGUUGAGCAAUGAUAGCAGAAAGUUGGACAAUUUAAUUAGGUCUGCCUCAGCCACUAGUCACAGGGAGGUGCUAGUAUUAAAGUUGAUAUUAGUAAGCGGAUUGUACCCUCAAAUUGCAAUGCCUGAUGAAUUCAAUUACUGCAAGAGCGGAAGUCAACAAUUCUUCCAUACCUUUCUCAAACCGUUUGUUUCGUUGCAUCCUAAUGGUCAAUUUGCAAAUAUGACUGAGAUAUUGAAAUUGGCGGACAGUGAUAUCGUUGAUAGACCACCGUAUUAUACUUCUAAAUCGCCUCUUAGUUCUGCCCAUCAAAUUUUAUGCUACCAAAACUUAUUGGAGACAACUAAGCCGUAUUUAUUGAACGUAAUCCGAAUGCCAGCUGCACAAACGUUACUUUUAUUUUCACUUGCUAUCGACACCAAUCUCACGGUUUCGAAGAUAGUUUGUGAUUCUUGGCUAUGUUUGGAAUUUCCCUUUGCUGAACAAGGGUUGCAUAUGUUGGAUAAGGCGGUUUAUAUACGAAGUUUGUGGUAUAAAAUGCUUGCGGAUAAAUUAAGUGAACCUUUGAGUGGAGAUUCUGUGAAAUCUGAAGGGAAGAAGAAUGCAAGUGCAUCCCGAAGAGAGCAAUCAAAAUUCAUGGACGAAUUGGCGAUGUUUAUGAAAGCGAAUGUUUGCUAUACAUUGAAAAGGCUACUGCCUGCGGAUUUGAAGGAAAUAUACACGCAAUAUUCUCCUGAAGAAUCUAAAUUGCCUUUCAAUCCGUUCAUUGAAUCAUAUGAAAUGACUCCGAAUACCUCGAAGGGAGGAUAUAAUGUGACGGACAACGUUGUUUAUGGUUGUUUGCGGGAGACACCUUGGAGUAUAGCAUUACAGGAUGAACUUUUGAAAAUGGAGUGGGUUUGCGAAAAUUGUGGGACAGCAGUGGAGUUAACUGGGCUGUCAAAGAUGUUACAUAGAAAAAAAUGUGUAAAGCCAGAGAAACAUAUUGAACCAGAAGAAGAAGUUAAAGUGAAAAGCAGCGCAGGCAGCUCCGCUAACUUGAAAAAAUAUAAUUGUGAAUCGUGUGGUGAAAGUUUCUGUAUGACUAGCAUAGAAAUUCUAAAGCACAAACGAUCUUGUAAGAAGUAAAGUGAAGUUUGGUAUGAAAUGUUGUAUUUAUUA
Hermetia illucens (black soldier fly) is the source of this 3612-nucleotide messenger RNA. Its product is annotated as probable ATP-dependent RNA helicase DHX34. NCBI's taxonomy places the organism in Eukaryota, Metazoa, Arthropoda, Insecta, Diptera, Stratiomyidae. The coding region runs from base 157 to 3579 and encodes 1140 amino acids. Gene Ontology annotation, molecular function: RNA binding; ATP binding. The record is from RefSeq and is a predicted model, not a curated record. The transcript is spliced from 18 exons. Gene Ontology annotation, biological process: nuclear-transcribed mRNA catabolic process, nonsense-mediated decay. Gene Ontology annotation, cellular component: intracellular anatomical structure.